Molecule: messenger RNA, 8657 nt
Organism: Micropterus dolomieu (smallmouth bass)
Lineage: Eukaryota; Metazoa; Chordata; Actinopteri; Centrarchiformes; Centrarchidae
Gene: tdrd12
Product: tudor domain containing 12
Exons: 38
Coding region: 207-4532 (1441 amino acids)
Biological process (GO): germ-line stem cell division; transposable element silencing
Molecular function (GO): nucleic acid binding; ATP binding
Source: RefSeq, a predicted model, not a curated record
UAACGGUCACAAACAAAAUGGCGUAACGUAACGUUACUCCCUCCGUCUUUCACUCCGACUUUCUCUCCCGUUCAGAAGCUCAGGAACAGGUAACGUUUAUCGGUUCAACUAGAUGGAAAACAAACAGAAGCAAGACAAAUAAAACGAACGGCAAAUUCCGCUUCAUCCAGUGUGUGUUGUUUUUAAGACUUCGGUGUGGACUGACGAUGCUGAAGAUAUCGAUUUUGAAGGUGGAGAACCCGUCCUGCAUUUGGGGUCGGGCUGUUUGGGGGUGUGGCGGUGAUGCUAAUACAGCAGAGCAGUAUGACAACCUGCUUGUUCAGAUGAACCUCUUCUACCACGACUUCACCCAGGACCAUCGCAAUCUGAAGCCCACGUCGUUAGAGGAGGGACAGGUGUGUGUGGUGUACUGGUCAGUGAUGAAGUCGUGGUGUCGGGCUGUGGUGGAGUCGGUCAUUAUGGACUCCAGGUCCUGUCACGCUCGCUGCUUGCUGGUCGACCACGGAGAACGACUCGUUGUCCCCUCAGAACAGAUCCGAGUCGCUGUGCAAAAAUUCCUCAAGCUGCCCUUCUGGGUGAGGAGGUUCCACCUGGCGAGAAUCAAACCAACAACCCUGCGUGUGUCUGUCCACGAGGAGAAGGCAGUGCUCAUUCCAUCCUCUCAGUGGGACAGCUCUGCUACACUCUACCUGCACAACCUCCUUAAAGUGUCGACCCAGACGGAGGUUGUGUUGCUUGAAUCCGAGUCACGCUCCACCGCUAUUGAGCUUUAUCUGACCGUGGGAAACAUCAAGAUCUGUGUGAAUGACGAUUUGGUGGCCAAGAAGUUUGCAUAUUUCAUCAGAGAGUCAGCUGACAGUGGCUGGCUCGACGAGGUCGACCGAUUUCCCAUCACGGUGUCCUCCAACAUCUUAAACCAGACCGUCUGCACGACCUCAAAUAAGCCAACAGCACAAAUCCAACCACCUCCUGUGAUGUCACAAGGUCUGGCUGCAGCCGGAACUGGUGAUUGGCUGAUGGCUGCCCCUACACCUGAGAGCCAACAACCCGAGCUGAAGACCUGUGAGGAAGGAUGCAGGUCAAAGGUCACAGAAGAACAACUGUCUCCAGGCAGCCGAUCAAAGAAUGGCUCAGACUCUGCUGCUGCUGCUGCAGAGAGUGAAUCGUCAGAGGACACAGACUCGUCUCUGGCUGCAGAUCUGGCCAAUAACCUCAGUCUGUUCAGGCUCCUGAAGUUUCUGAAUCCUGGCAGCCGCUACCAGCAGGCGGCUCCAUGCGUCAGUCAGCAUGAAGAGCUAAAAGACCGUCACCCUGGAGAGACAACUGCAGCCUUCAGCACCUGCACAGGACAGGAAGUAUGUAUCCCAUCAUACAACAGUGAAUCUGUAACGCCGCACAGGGACCCUUUGCACAGUAUGAGUGGCAGAAGUGGAGCUGAAGGUCUUCGUGAGAACGGUCAGGUUGAAUAUCUGGCAGAUGAAGAAACAAGCAGUUCGAGUAGAUCAGUCGAUUCGGGACCAACCGAGAAGACGUGGAGGAGUGAAGAGGACUGGCUCUGUUCACGCCUUCUGGAGUGGUUGAACCCGGAGCCUCUGAACGCUGAUCCAGAUGCUGCAGACAACGUGGUUGUUCCCCGGGACCCCAGGAAGACUGGGAUUCUGGUGCACUCUGUCCUCCCAGUGGAUCCCUGCACCAGCCUGGAUGAUGCUCCCAUCACGGAUUCUCUCUGCUGGGUGUUGCGGAGGAAGCAGUACAGCGCUCUGUCUCCAGUUGACGGUUACAGCUGGCCAGCUGUGGCUCGAGGAUGCAGCACUUUGAUCGUCUCCCAUGACGCUGACCAGCCGCGCAGCUACCUCCCCCCGCUCCUCACCCACAUCCUGCUCAACUCCAUCUUCAUCUCUUCAACCAGCGCAGGGCCCAUAGCUGUGCUGCUGUGUCCAGGCUGGGAGAAGGUCCAGGCGGUGUAUGACCAGCUGGAGGAGCUCAAGGUCAACACAACCCUGCACCCUCUCAUCGUGCUCCUAGGUGUCGGCAAAGACGAAGCGAAGGCCGUCAGGAUCCCCAAAAACUGCCUGUUGAUGGUUUCCACUCCGUUCAGCUUCAUCCGUAUGCUGUCCAGCCAUCGCUUCCUGUUCCUGCGUCUGCACCACCUGGUGCUGGACGAGGCUGACCAGCUGUUCGCUCUCGCUCCAGACGAGAUGGGGACCAUCUUGCAGCAUUUCCACAAGGUGACCUCCACCCAGAACGGUUCCAGUCCUAAGCAGCUCGUCGCUGUGGCGAAAAGAUGGACCGGUCAUAUGGAGGGUUUGUUAGCCAAUCACAUGCUAUACCCCUGCAUUGUCAUCACUCUGCCUGAGGAAGCCGCUCUCUAUGGCAACGUUCAACAGAUCACCCUCAUGACACUGGAGACCAGUAAGAUCAACGUACUGUUGGGUGCACUGGAUUUCAAACCCGACGUCGGCCAGAAGACGCUGAUCGUAGCCAGCUCCGCUCAGGAAGUUGAAGACGUGUUCAAGGUCAUGAGCACCAAAUCAGGCUUCUGGCUCAAGACCCACGAGGGGUUAACGCACGAGUUUGACUUUGUCAUCCAGCAGUGGAGGAAAGACAUCGGCCGCGGCACUCAUGUUCUUCUGGUGACCACCAACGAGUGUCUGCAGUGUCUGGGAAUCACAGACGCGAACUGCGUCGUCCACUACGACUUCCCCACUUCGCCCAAAAUAUUCGGCAGCCGACUGUUCUGCAUGGCCGACAACUUUAGAAACCUUUCAGCGCGAAAAUCCCUCCUGGAUCACAUGGGGAGCUGCCCUCAUCCCGCCAGGUCUGUGCUGCUGAUAUCGGAGAGGAACACCUGCCAUGUAAUUGGGCUUCUGCGAUACCUGGUGCGAACCAAGUCCCCGUUGCCCCCUGAGCUGCUGUCCUUUGCCGAGGGCAUCCACGUGGCCCGGGAGGAGCAGAAGAUAGACAGGCCUCUGUGCAGCUACCUGAAGAGUUUCGGAGUCUGCAGAUACCGCAGCGUGUGUCCUGAGCGUCACAGACUGCUUUCCCGCCUGGAUCAGUCUGUGCUUCCUGCGUCCGGAGUCGUAGAGACGGCGUCGAUGUUCUACGGACGGAUUGUCAAGAAGGAGGACGGAGGUUUCACGAGCAUGGCGUCUGAAAUGACGUCUUACUUUGCCGACAAGAAACCUGGAGCCAAGGAGCUGCUGGAGGGAGGCCUGUACGCCGUGCAGGAGGAUGACGUCUUCCACAGGGUGAAGAUCCUGUCUGUCCCAGACAGAGGUGACCGGCUGUUUUUCAGCGUAUAUGUUCGGUUUAUUGACGUGGGAAAGGAGGAGGAGGUCAAGUCCCAUCAGAUCCUCCAGCUCCCAGAGCAGUUUCACUCUCUGCCCGGCCAGGCCGUGGAGAUCGUCGUCUGCAGGGUCAAACCAGUCGACGGAGAGAUUGACUGGCACCCCAAGGUCACCAGAGCGAUCAGCCAGAAGAUCCGAGGUCUGCAGCACCGAGCCAGAGCAGUUUUCAGUCUGGGAAACACCAUUUUUGUUGAUCCCAUGGUCCGUGUGACCCAGUUGCCAGGCGUGAAAACUGUGAUCAAUGAAUACAAGGUACAUUCAGAGAUCCUGAACACUAGGAUGGGAGUCAGCAACCCGGAGCAUCUGGACCUGCUGAGGGCGCUCCACCAGGAGACCAAAUCCGGCAGCGGUGAGGAGGCGGGUCACAUUUCUAGGGCGGCCGAUGGUCCGGUGUCUCUGGAGGUCAGGAUCAAAGCUGAGGAGGACGUUCUGGCUCAAGUCUUGAGGUCAGCAGAGGACAGCGGACUCGCUGACCUUCCUCCCCUCGAACCAUGUGAGCCACUUGGUCCAGUAUCUUUAGUGAUCCGGUCCCCGGUCCCAUCACCACCAGCAGCUGAACCCCACCUGCAUCCAGUGUGUGAUCAGAAAUCCCUUCCGGCCAUUCGAGCAGCGAUUGGACAGGAAGACGCCCACGCUGCUGAUCCGAAGUCAGCUCAGCAGAUGAUGAGGAACAGAGAUGGAGGAGAACUUCCCACCCCCUGUGAAAAUGGUGACGCUGAAAGCAACAGCCAGCAGGUCAUCAGCACUAAUGAAGCAGGCUGCCCUGACUCCAGAAAAAGUUUCCACCCUCAGGUCCGCUGGUUCCAGACAUCUGACUCUGCGAUCGUAACCAUGAAACUGAUGAACCCGGAGAGUCAGCGCUGUGACUUCUCCCCCGACAGAGUCGUCUACAGUGGCAGAGUGAACGGUCGGAGCUACAGAGCCGACCUGGAGCUCCACGGCAACAUCGCUGCUGACCGCUGCUGCUGGGAAAUAAAAUCCAAUGAGCCAGUCCUCAAACUGGUCAAACAGCAGCAGGGACACUGGGAGAGACUUACCAGGAACAAGAAUAUAUUUGUGAGCUACGACAUGGAGCACUUGGAAGAGGAUGAAGACGCAAUCCCGAAUGGUCCGAGGUUUGUGGAAAACACAGGAGGAGAGGGGAACUGGUACGUGAACUCAGAGAGCGGCAGCGAGAGCGACUAAAAGACACGCUUAACAAAACACCUCAUCUCUCCCUGAGACUCCCGUCAUCAAUUAUGAUCCAAGGAUCACAAGAAUGCUGUCAUCUGUUGUCAGAAGCGUACAACAACACAACCUGCAGCCUCCAAAAUGACUUUAUCUUGGCCUCAGUUUGUCUAAAUAACGUUAGUUCAGCGACCAAUCAAAUCCUGACUUGUGCAAUAUUCACAGAUUUUUCAUAUUAGUUUCCCCUAAAAACUGUUCGUGAACUUUGUCAUAUUGAUUUGUCGUUGAAUCACAGUGGAAUUUAAUGUUGAAGUGAUUCUCUAAGAAUGAACCUUGUACAAGCGCAAAAAAAGCUACAGCUCGAUAUCGUAUUUACUCUAACGUGUUUUCUAGAUUCAUUACACACAGUGAAACAUUUCAAGCCUGAUUUUUUUAUUAUUUUUUAUUUUUACAUCUUACAGCUCAUGAACUCAAAACUCCGGUAUCGCAUAUUUUUAGAACAGAAAUGUCGACCUGUGAAAAGCUUGCAUCAGUUCAUAAACUCCAAACACCUGGAACCGUUUCCUUGAGUCUGGGUCUGGUGCUCACAAUCUUCACAAGUUUUGAGAUGCACCUGUACAAAACACAGCCAGAGCACAAGUAUUCAUCGCCUUCAAGUUGGUAUGCAUCUCCUUUAAGUCUGCUGUGCUCUUGGCUCGCCGUUUAUAAAUCACUUGGUAGUGUCUCCUCCUGAAGAUCCCCUAAAUACUUGAUUGAACCAGACUUGGGGCCCCACAAACAGCAAGAGGGCACUUAUGUUUUACUACCCGCCUGACACACAGCGUGUGCACAAAAGGAAAAUAUAUUCCCUGGGAAAUACUUUUAUUAUCAGUAUAGCCUCUUUGUCUGUACAACAUACCAACUCCCCCCGUUUUUAGAUAAAAUUUAUUACUUUCAAAUUUUCAUUUUUAUAAAAGCAGAAAUGCAAAAAACUUUACUUGUUACAGAUUCACAAAUGCGAGUAUUUGAGUCCAUUUCCUAAAAUGUCAUCCAGCUCUUAGUCGUGUCUUCAGUACUGACUGACUGGCGGGGGUGUUCCCAGCUAUUUAACCUCUGUGGGGUCGUUACCGAGGUGAUGGAUACGGCCUGGUUCGUUAGUGCUCUUCUUGACUGUUGUGACAGCAUCGUGGAUCAGAGGCCAAACGUCUUCGAGUAUCUUCAACCGAGUCCCGUUGCUUCGAUUUUAACCUUCCUUUGAUAUUUCCCAAAAUGUCAACCAAUCCCUGGAGAGGAAAUGUUCCGCUCUGAGAAGGGGCCGCUCAUUUAGCCCCCCUGGAAAAGCAAUAGCUAAGGUUUAGACCUGCAGAUGUCCAAUACUAUACAGCUGCAGUACCGGGGAGGAACCCCGCAGUCCAGGGACCAUAGUUUCUACUACUCUCAGAUGUAGAACUCCCUCUAUCCUUAGAUUCGAUUCCUUCGAUUCACAUAAAGUUCAUAUAUUUGAGUCACAAGCUGCAGCGCUUCACAACCGGUCAAAUGUAACGGGGAAAUUAAUAAGUUGUUAGGGAUUUGUUUCUUCAAGAUGUCCAAAUAAGACGUGACAAAUCGGAGGGGAGUGAAUGCUCUUUACAUCCACUGUGUACACAUGUUUGAUUAUUAAUUGAUAAAAAUGGUAUUGCUAAUAACAUUUGUCCUGAUGCUGUAAUAUUUACACCGCUGGCUGAUGAUGGAAUCAAUCUGGCUCCAAAAAAAAGGUGGACUUGCUUUUGUAGAAAAUCCUCAAAACUCUCAGCUGGAUGGAAAGACCAAUUAAUGCAGACUUGAGAUUUAAAGGAAGCUACUUAUUUUAAGAUGCAGCUGAAAAUGUUCCAAUUUAAAGCAGAAUUUUUAUCUUAAAAUAACAGCUUCAAAGUCUCUUGAACGGCGUAAUUCUUUAUGGCACCACAUCACACACCAACCGGACUCCUCAGCAUGCUGGCUUUAAGAGGCAGGCAUCAGGCAGCUGUCCUUAUUUACCACAGCAGUGAAGUACUCACAAAAACAUUUAAGUUGCACUUUUAAUUAAUGCUGUGAACCGUUUUGGAGGCUGUGUGAUUUGUUGUUGUACUUGUGGUUGCUGUAAUGUUGAGUGGAUGUCCAAGCCAUGUGUUUAGCUGAAGAGGCUGGGAUGGUCCUGUGUCACUACAUCGGACUGUUUGCGCUCACUCUUUUCCUUUCUACUCCCGGCCUAGCGAAAAAAACUUAAAUUGAAACAUGUUCAGAAAGUUUAUAUUGAUGAUAAAACCUGCAGAUCUGAGAAGGUUCAGGAACUUAUUUUCACAGUAACUGUAUGUUUUCUGUUAAAGAAAUUUCUGCUCUGUGAUACUUGUUUUUUACUUUUAUAGUUUAAUAAUAUUCUUGUUUUUGUCGUUAAGAGCUUCAACUGUUUUAUUGUAAUUUGGGGUUUUUUGGCCACAGAGUUUGUUGCCAAAUAUUUACCCUCAAGACUUUCUUUUCUCCUAAACUUGACCAAGUAGUUUUGGUGACUAAACCUAACCAGCCAGUAGCUUCCUGGCAGAAAGCCCUGAGGGAAGACGUUUCCCCAUGUGCAGAGUUUUGAAGUUAGUUCUUGAACCACAAAAUCUUAUGAAAGUUGGAUCAUUUGAAUUGUUACCCCAGAGAGGAGGAUGCUGUUUCCUGUCACAAACAGUGCAGUGUUGUAUUUUUGAGUUAUAUCACUAGUGGCCAUAAAAAAAUUUUUUCCUUGGAACCAAAUAUUAAAAUUAAAUGUGUACCAGACACCCAAACUCACGAUUGCAUAACUUAUAACAGAAUCAGGUGACGUGUCACAAACUUGAAACAUUUUAAAACUAACAUUUCUCACCAACUACUAGAGUGAAAAUCCACACUGAGAUGUCAGAAUUAAAAUAUCUGCAGCCAUUAGUUUCAACCUCUAAGCACUUCAUAAAGGGCACCUUACUGGAAAUUGGUGCCUGUUUAUAUUUAAGACAUUCAAAGUGGUACAAACACUUUAAAGUGACAGAAUUGAUUUGUUGAUAAAUAAUUCUGAGUUUUAGUUGAGAUCACUAGUUUCUAAACGGUUUCUGUCACUUCUAUUGAUUUAAAGUUUUACUCUUGACAUACAAAGUCUCCGAGAGGCCAGAUCAGUACUCGUUUGUUUAAUAGCAAUUAAAAAAUUUAUAGAGCACUUUUCAAAACAGAGUUACAAAGUACUUUACAUGGUUGAACCAGGAUUAAAACAUUUCUGGAGGCAGUGAAUAGAUGCUGAAUAUUAUAGAAAUUACUAUCUGUUGGGUUAAAGUGCCGUUUACUGUUUGUUUCAACUGAAGUUGUUGGUUACUAGACUGUAAACUGUCAGUGCUGAAGACUUUGGAGACGUUUUACAGGCUCAUGUUUGUGUUCAACAGGUAAAUUAAUUGUUGUGGUGUAAGGCCCCGUCCACACUACUGCGUUUUCUUUUUAAAACGGACCUUUUGCUACGUCUGCUCCUCCCGUCCAGACAAAAACGGCAAACGAAGACCUAAAACGGAGAAGUUUGGAAACGCUGCCGACCCAGAUUUUCGUUUCGAAACUCCGGAGGGCGUUUUAGUGAAGACGGGCAAAAACGGAGGACUUUAGAAGUAUGAUGCUCACGCUCGGCUCUCUGAUUGGGUCUCAUUAGUCAUGCGAAGCGAAACACGAUGCUACUGACAGUUUCUGACAAAGUAUUUUUAUUAAAAUAUUUUGUACCCUGCAAAUAACGCUUUCCUGCCGACACUUGUAGGCUACUGCGCAUGUCACCAUUUACUUUGUGAAAACUCCCAGUCUGUUUUCUGCUGCCACAGUCACUUUUAACUCCCGUGUUACAUUUAGUAACUGUCCCAGCUCGUUAUUGGUCCAUGCAAAAAAAAUCUGGUCUGAUUCUUCCACUGUGUUACUUUAUUCUUUCGCCAAAUCUUCUGUUACUACGGAGUAGACCAUCUGUUUCAUGUUUACAGCGGCACGUGAACGGCCACUAGAUGGGGUCUUAGACUAAACGGAGGGUGUUUUCAUGUGUUUAAUUUGACCAGUUUUCCCACAGCUGAGUGUGAGUCUGCUUUGCUUUACUUGCUCUGUAAUCAUUUUACUUAACGUUAAGUUGUAAAUCCAAUAAAACAAGGAAGUUGUUUGUUCAGUUAAUCCACA